AUGGCAGGAAGCAGUGUGUUUCAUUCUGUGCGGACCCUCAAAGCGCGCAACGCCAUGGCGCUAUACGAACGUGUGAACGGGAGUGCCGCACUGUAUAUGGAGACUGUAGCUACUCCUCCUCAUUUAGCUCGCAAUGUGAUGACAGCCAACAGUAUCGGUGGGGAUUGUCCCAGCAGGCGAGCUAAGAGUCUGACUCUGGAAACACUCAACCCGUGCAUAAAGGAAAUGCAGUAUGGUGUUAGGGGACCACUCGUGAACCGUGCGUCGAAGAUCGAAAAGGAACUGGAAAAGGGUGUCAAGAAACCAUUUACAGAAGUUAUUAAAGCAAACAUUGGUGACUGCCAUGGCAUGGGGCAAGUGCCUAUCACAUUUGUUAGACAGGUGCUUGCUAUGGUUUCAUAUCCAGUGUUAUUGGACGACCCCAGGUUUCCCUACGAUGUAAAAUAUCGAGUCAAAGAGAUCCUGGCUAGUUGUCCAGGUGGCAGUGUGGGGUCUUAUCCUGAAUCUGCUGGAACUGAAGUGAUCCGUAGACAUGUAGCAGAAUUUAUAGAAAGGAGAGAUGGUGCCCCAAGCUCUUGGGAGGAUAUUGUCAUGACAUGUGGCGCGACUACAGGCAUAAAGAUGGUACUGUACUUGCUGAUAGGAGAAAUGAAUGGGAAAAAGGCUGGUGUCAUGACUCCAAUUCCCCAGUAUCCUUUAUAUUCUGCUACUCUUUCAGAAUUUAACAUGGUGCAGAUACCAUAUUAUCUAGAGGAAGAAAGUUGCUGGGGCUUGGAUCUAGCUGAGCUGCAACGUGCCUUAGAUGAAGCUAGAAAAGUAUGUAACCCUCGUGCUAUAGUGAUUAUAAAUCCAGGAAAUCCAACAGGGCAAGUCCUUUCAAGAAAUAACAUUGAAGAGAUAAUUAAAUUUGCCUAUCAGGAGAGAUUAUUUAUUUUAGCUGAUGAGGUGUACCAGGACAAUGUGUAUGCAGAAGAGAGCAAAUUCUAUUCAUUUAAGAAGGUUAUGAUGGAAAUGGGACCACCUUAUAGUGAGAUGGAGAUGGCCUCUUUCAUGUCAGCAUCGAAAGGAUACACGGGAGAGUGUGGACUACGAGGAGGAUACUGUGAGCUGAUCAACCUAGAGCCAGAUGUGAAAGCAAUGUGCAUGAAAAGUUUUACUGUCAUGUCAUGCCCUACUGUCCCAGGACAGGUUGCAAUUGAUUGUAUAGUCAAACCACCACAGCCGGGGGAUCCCUCAUACAAACAGUAUACUGCAGAAAAGGAGGCUAUUUUAAGCUCACUCAGUGUAAGAGCAAAGACAAUUGUAAACAUGUUCAACAGUCUAGAGGGGAUGUCCUGCAACAAAGUGCAAGGUGCCAUGUAUGCAUUCCCACAGUUACAUCUUCCUCCCAAUGCUAUAAAGGAAGCUAAACAAAAUAAUUUACCACCCGAUGCUUUCUAUGCAUUGGGAUUAUUGGAGGAUACUGGUAUCUCUGUUGUACCAGGAUCAGAAUUUGGACAAAAACCAGGGACAUAUCAUUUCAGAACUACAAUUUUGCCUCAGCAUCAGAAAUUGGAGAGUAUGAUGAACAAAAUCAAGGCUUAUCAUGAUAAAUUCAUGCAGAAGUAUGGAUAA
Molecule: messenger RNA, 1614 nt
Organism: Schistocerca cancellata (South American locust)
Lineage: Eukaryota; Metazoa; Arthropoda; Insecta; Orthoptera; Acrididae
Product: alanine aminotransferase 1-like
Exons: 12
Coding region: 1-1614 (537 amino acids)
Biological process (GO): biosynthetic process
Molecular function (GO): pyridoxal phosphate binding; L-alanine:2-oxoglutarate transaminase activity
Source: RefSeq, a predicted model, not a curated record